AGGAAACGAGAGACUAGUCUACCGGGAAAAAAAGAAAAGAAAAAACGAGAGACUGUUUAUAUUGAAGUGAUUAAAUGGCGGAAUUCUUUACAUCCCAACACAACAUUUUAUCAUCAUUCAACCUUACUCCCGAGACAAUAUGAGGAGAGAUGUUUGGGUCUUCCUCUUCCUCAGCUUCCUCUCUUUCUUCAUCUCACGCCAUUCAAUAAUAAUAGCUGUUGCUGUUGCUGUUCGCACAAGCAAUACAUCAUCCCCUUAUUUGUCCCAACGCCCGAACCAUGCCAGUGAGUGCGACGCCCUGCUCCAGUUCAGUCAAUCAUUUACCAUCUCAAGUGAUGCCUCUGCAAGUUACUGUGACAAUCUCCCUUCGGCCAACACUUCAUAUCCGAAGACAGCCUCAUGGAAGAACGGCACCAAUUGCUGCUCCUGGGAUGGGGUCACAUGCCACACGUCAACAGAUUACGUGAUCGGCCUCGACCUCAGUUGCAGUUGGCUUCAGGGAACCCUCCAUUCCAACAACACUCUCUUCUCGCUCCGGAAUCUUCAGCGGCUGAAUCUCGCUGGUAACGAUUUCUCUGGCUCACAAAUUUCAUCGAGGUUUGGUAUAAUUACAGGAUUGGCACAUCUCAAUCUCUCUCAUUCUUCCUUCUCGGGGACCAUUCCUGUGGAGAUGAUAUCUCAUCACCUUUCCAGUCUAAUUUCACUCGAUCUGGCUGGUAACUACGACCUAACAAUAGAAGAGGAUCGUAGUUUCAGGAGGUUUGUUAGUAAUCUCACUCAGCUGAGAGAACUUGCUCUAGAUAGUGUAGACAUGUCUAGUGUUUCUCUUACCUCCUUCACCAAUCUCUCUUCCACUCUGAGUUCUUUGAGUCUUGGUGUCUGCUUUCUGCAAGGGACAUUCCCAAUUAACAUCUUCCAUCUCCCAAACCUCCGCAUUCUCUCUCUUUCUGAUAAUUCCGAUCUCACGGGCACUCUCCCCCAAACAAAUUGGAGCAGCCCACUCAUCCGCUUGAGAAUAUCAUAUACAAAGUUCCACGGACCAAUUCCUGAUUCAGUGGGGAACCUCACAUCCAUGGAAUAUUUGGAACUCCUAGACAGCGAAUUUACUGGGUUGAUACCACCAACACUUGGAAACCUUGGCCGCCUCUCUUCCUUGUCCCUCAGUGGUUUUAACCUCAGUCGUAUUGUCGUAGACUUUGAAAUGUUUGCAAAGCUAAAGAAUCUUGAGCACCUUUCGCUUUCGAGGAACCUUAUUGUAAUGAUUCCGAACAGUGGGAACUGCUCCUUCCCGCUGCUCAAAGAGUUGACCCUCCUUGGCGUCAACUUGACCAGUACAUUCCCAUAUUUCUUGAGAUCUUCACCUGAGCUGGAAGUGUUGGACAUUUCCGGAAACAUGAUUAGUGGUCCAAUUCCUGAAUGGUUUGGGAGAGUUCGAAGUAACACGCUGAUACGCUUGGAUUUGUCCUCUAAUAAUUUCACCGGAGAGAUCCCAUCUUCAAUCUGCCAACUGAGUUCAAUGACAUAUAUGUUUCUCUCAAAUAACAGACUCAACGGCGCCAUCCCAGGAUGCUUGGGAAAUUUAAGUAAUAUCUCUAGUUUGGAUUUGAGCCACAAUCUGUUACAAGGUCCAUUGCCGCGAUCUUUAGCAAACUGUACAAGCUUGUGGAGUUUUAGUGUCGGUUACAAUGGAAUACAUGACACUUUCCCACACUGGUUGUUGAAUGCUACCCAAAGCAGCUUGUAUUAUGCAGAUUUGCAGUCGAACGAGUUUCAUGGGGUCAUUAAUGAAAUUUCCCUCCCUCCUCAGCUUGUAUACUUAAUCCUCUCCAACAACCACUUUUCUGGACAGUUGCGAAUAAGCUUUUUCCAAAAUUCAUUGGUUGGCUUCAUUGACAUAGCCAAUAAUGAUUUUGACGGCCCACUUCCGAUUCCACCACCCAGCCUUUGGUACUUUUCCAUUGCAAACAAUAAGUUUAGUGGAGAAAUUUCUCAUCAUCUCUGCGACGCCACUCUGCUAGACAUGGUCAACCUCUCCAAUAAUAGCUUGAACGGCUCCAUUCCUCACUGUUUCAUAAAUUUAAAUGCAUCAGCGUUGGACCUCCGAACAAAUAAGCUUGUUGGUCAUAUACCAGAUAUAUUUGCUCCUGAAAACAAAUUGAGGACAAUUCGGCUGAGUCAAAAUCGAUUUGGAGGUGCACUACCGCAAUCUUUGGCGAAUUGCAAGAAUUUGGAAGUUUUGGAUGUCAGCGAAAAUGAGUUGGAGGGCCGCUUCCCUUAUUGGUUGGACACUCUCCCAAAUAUACAAGUAUUUGUUCUAAGAUCCAACAAGUUUCAUGGUCCAUUGGACAGUUCCAAAAGAACUAAUCUUUCCUUCCCACAUCUGCGCAUUUUCGACAUAUCCAACAAUAGCUUUCAUGGUCCAUUGCCGGUUAGAUACUUCGCCAAUCUAAAAGCCAUGAAGGAUGCAGCGAUAAACAGGUCCCAAUACACGUGGAUGAACUACAGUCAGAAAAGUUUAACCUAUCAAGAUUCCGUUACGGUGGUCAUGAAAGGAUUUGCCAUUGAGUUGGUGAGAAUUCUAUCAGUGUUUACGGCCAUCGACUUGUCAAGGAACUUCUUCGGAGGAGAUAUCCCAGAAUUAAUAGGAGAUCUGAAGGCACUCAAGGGACUCAACCUUUCUCACAACAAUUUGACCGGCAUAAUCCCUUCUUCUGUGGGGAACCUGACGAAUCUUGAGUGGCUGGACCUCUCCUCGAACAAGCUCAACGGGGAGAUCCCUAGAGGAUUGGCGGAUCUUACGGUGCUCUCCUGGUUGAAUCUCUCAGAUAACCAGCUUGAGGGACUGAUUCCUCAAAGCAGGCAAUUUGACACAUUCAACCACCCCUUUGACGGGAAUCCUAGAUUGUGUGGGUAUCCCUUGCCAAAAGCAUGUGGGACCAAUGACCAACCACCGCCUUCGACUUCUCCAGGAGAACGAGAAGAGGAGGCUGGAUCCGGACAUUGGAUUGAAUGGAGGGCAGUGCCAAUGGGCUACGGAUGCGGGCUUGUACUUGGGAUAUCAGCAUGGUUCAUUAUGUGGGAAACCCUGAGACCAAGAUGGUUGGUGAGAAUGAUUGAGAGGUUAAUAUACAGAAUGACAAAGAGGAAAAUGAGAAACGUUGCUCCGAGAAAUCGCCUGAGGAGGAACCCCAGAGGCCAGUGAGAAGGGGGGACAAGGCAAAUUAUGGUACUUGGAGUCUUCCAUAUCAACAGAGUGAAAUCGCAAAAGUUAUUUUCCUGUAGCAUUUUCUUUUUCUUUGGUUUGAAGUAGAAGGGCAACAAUAAUGUGUGUUCUUAGCCGUUGUCUUAGUCAUGAUAUGUAAUAUCCCUUUUGUCAACAAUAUACUGAAAGUCUGAUUCCAAUCAAAGCCAUUUAACAAACUGAAAAUUACAGCCUCAAUGUCCUACAAGUUCAUAAGCUGUUCAGGGAGAG
Messenger RNA from Punica granatum (pomegranate), 3472 nucleotides. The record is from RefSeq and is a predicted model, not a curated record. NCBI's taxonomy places the organism in Eukaryota, Viridiplantae, Streptophyta, Magnoliopsida, Myrtales, Lythraceae.